UGGGUGUGUAUGUUAUAUUAAUCUCACACUAAUUAUAUACUGUAUGUUAACGGUGGAUCUCAAUAGUGGAGUACCCCCCAUAGUAAUUUGUGAGACGCAAUGAUUGAAAAAUAAAUAAUUCAAUCUCGAAUUUUCAAUGCGAUGAUAACAACACCUUGGCUAAAACAAGAGUACAAAAGAAAUUAGUAUGAGUGAUACAGAAGUACCUGAAUACGACGAUAAAGAGGAGGAAAGAAGUAAAUACAUUGAAAAGCCUGAAGAAGACAAAACUGAAGAGAAUGAAGUAAAGAAACCAGUUGAUCAUCAAGGUCUUCAACCAUCAGAUGGACCCGAACCUCAAGAAGAAGUUGUAUAUGAAAUUAAAGAAGAUCCAUCAUUUCAUGUUACUAGAGCUUUAUUUAUAGCCAAUUUAAGAAGACCAUUAAAUGCCAUUCAUUUUCAAAAUUAUUUAAAAGGUUUAGCAAAAGAAGCUGGAGAUUAUGUAGUUGAAAGAGCAUGGUUAAAUAGAACCAGAACUCAUGGAAUUGUACUACUUGAUAAUGAAGCAGGAGCAGAAUAUAUUAGAAGUAAAAUUCUUGGAUCAAUUUAUCCUUCAGCUUCAGAUGAUGCUAAAUUAAGAGAAGAAUAUGAAACUAGAGAAGAAGAAAGAUAUGAUCAACAACUUAAAGAAUAUAAUGAUGCAAUUGCUAGUGCAGGAUCAGAUGAUCAAAAAGAAAGUUUAACUCCACCUAUAGAACCAAGAAAAUAUACAGUUGAAAGACUUCCACUUUUUGUUGAUUAUAUUCCUGUUAAAGCUAUAAAUCAAUGGGUAUUUGAAGAAGAUAGAGGUCCAAGAAAUGGUAAAUGGAAAAUUGAGUAUGAAUCUAAAGGUGAAGAAGUUAUCGCAAGUCAUACUUUAUUAAAUGGAGAUUUCAUUCCUCGUCGUUAUCCUGGUCGUGAACGAGAAAGAAGAGGUGGAUAUAGAAGAGAUUCAUAUGGUCCUCCUCGUAGAGAUUAUGGAGGAUAUCGUGAUCGUGAUCGUGAUUAUGGUAGAUACAACAGAAGACCAUAUGAUAGACCAUAUGAUAGAUCAUAUGAAAGACCAUAUGACAGAGAUAGACGUCUGAGAGAUCAUUACAUUCCUGGACAAUCUAAUGAUCCAGAAAGAAGACAUCGUACUGAUUCUUAUGAGCCAUCAAGACAAAGGGAUAGAUCUCCAAAUUAAGUAAAAGUAAAAGUAAAAGAAUAAAAUUCAAAAGAAGUAAUUAAAAGAAGAUAACCCUUUAUAAC
This is a messenger RNA of Scheffersomyces amazonensis, 1269 nucleotides long. RefSeq lists its product as uncharacterized. The coding region runs from base 188 to 1204 and encodes 338 amino acids. The transcript has a single exon. Lineage: Eukaryota; Fungi; Ascomycota; Pichiomycetes; Serinales; Debaryomycetaceae. The record is from RefSeq and is a predicted model, not a curated record.